CGCUGGCCGGGCCAUGGAGCUGGACGCCUCCGACGAGGCGGGCGGCGCUGAGGCCGCCGCGGGAGCUGUGCCCCCUGAGGCCGCCGCGGGAGGAUGGGCGACCCCGCUCGACCCCUCCGCCACCGGGGAAGGCAGGCAGGCAGGACUGGCUGUGAAGAAGGCUGUUCUAACCGAGGCUCCAUCUUUGACAGGGCAGCCGGGGGCUGGCCAGGGGAAGAAGAUAGGCCACCGAGGGGUCGAUGCUUCGGGGGAAACAACAUACAAGAAGACCACGUCGUCCACCCUCAAAGGGGCCAUCCAGCUCGGGAUCGGCUACACGGUGGGCAACCUCAGCUCCAAGCCCGAGAGGGAUGUCCUGAUGCAGGAUUUCUACGUGGUGGAGAGCAUCUUCUUCCCCAGUGAAGGCAGCAACCUCACCCCCGCACACCACUACCCGGAUUUCCGAUUCAAAACCUACGCUCCAGUAGCUUUUCGAUACUUCCGAGAGCUUUUUGGCAUUCGUCCUGAUGAUUAUUUGUACUCCCUGUGCAACGAGCCGCUGAUAGAGCUGUCCAACCCUGGAGCCAGCGGUUCCCUGUUUUACGUCACCAGCGACGACGAAUUCAUUAUCAAAACAGUGAUGCACAAAGAGGCCGAGUUCCUUCAGAAGCUCCUUCCAGGUUAUUACAUGAACUUGAACCAGAACCCCCGGACGCUACUGCCCAAGUUCUACGGCCUCUACUGCGUCCAGUCUGGGGGCAAAAACAUCCGGGUGGUGGUGAUGAACAACAUCCUGCCCCGGGUGGUGAAGAUGCACCUGAAAUACGACCUCAAGGGCUCGACGUACAAGCGCCGGGCCUCCAAGAAGGAGAAGGAGAAGUCCAGCCCCACCUACAAGGACUUGGACUUCAUGCAGGACAUGCCCGAUGGGAUCAUGCUGGACACGGACACUUUCAGCGCUGUGGUCAAGACGCUGCAGAGGGACUGCCUGGUGCUGGAGAGCUUCAAGAUCAUGGACUACAGCCUCCUCCUGGGAGUGCACAAUAUAGACCAGCAGGAGCGGGAGCGGCAAGCUGACGGCGCCCAGAGCAUGUCCGACGAGAAGCGCCCUGUGGGGCAGAAAGCCCUGUACUCCACCGCCAUGGAGUCGAUCCAGGGCGGGGCGGCCCGGGGGGAGCCCAUCGACACGGAUGACACGAUGGGCGGCAUUCCAGCCGUGAAUGGCAGAGGGGAACGCCUGCUCCUCCACGUGGGCAUCAUCGACAUCCUCCAGUCCUACAGAUUCAUCAAGAAGCUUGAACAUACGUGGAAGGCGCUCGUCCAUGAUGGGGAUACAGUGUCGGUCCACCGGCCCAGCUUCUACGCUGAGAGGUUCUUCAAGUUCAUGACCAAUACAGUGUUCAGGAAGAGCUCGUCAUUGAAAGCGUCCCCCUCAAAGAAAGGGCGGAGUGCCUUGCUAGCCAUCAAGCCGCCGGGGCCCAUGGCCGCAUUUUCAGCAAGCCAGAUCCCCUCGGAGAAGGACGAGGCCCAGUAUGACCUCCGGGGAGCCCGAAGCUACCCCACACUGGAUGACGAAGGUGCUAAAGUUAAUCACGACCGGGGAGAAGAAUUCCCCGUCGCUACUCAGGGCUCUCUUCUCUCCUGCCUCCUCACGGGCAUGACAGGGCGGCCAGACCUGCUUCCUUGCACUCCCCCAUCAUUCGAAGAAGCCACGACAGCCUCCAUCGCGACAACGCUCUCGUCCACGUCUCUGUCGGUCCCCGAACGCUCUCCAUCCGAGUCCUCAGAACAGCCACGGUACAGGAGGCGCACGCAAUCCUCAGGGCAGGACGGAAGGUCGCGUGAUCACGCCCGGGCCGAGGAGGAGCUCCCACAGGUCACGGUGGAGCUAAAGCCCAAGUGCGAGGUGGAGAUUGUGGUCCCAGACGUGGCCGCCGCGGGAGAGGCAGCCUCGUUGCUGUGCGCCCCUGCCCUGUCGGUGGCAGCGGCUGAGGUGGAGACGGCCAGCCAGGCCUCGGAGCCAGCCAGUCAAGCUUCGGACGAGGACGAAAUGCCCCUCCCGGACAUCUAUUUCUUCACAGAGGGAAGGUACUGGAUUUACUCCCCCCGCCUGCGCAGGCUCCGAGCUGCCUCGGUUUCCUCUGGGGACCAGCCGACAGACGAGAGGAGCUGGGUGUAUUCUCCGCUCCACUAUAACACUCAAAUCCAGUCAGUCUCUGAUGAGGAGAGUGACACAUAACGUCUAUGCAACCCCAGCCGGCCCGCCCUGAGAAGACGCCAUUCAGCAGCCCAGCCAGCGCGCAGCGAACGCGGAGAAGAACCCGUGGCCUCGGCGCGGGCAGACCCCAAACUGUGUGUCAGAAGGAUGGGGCUGAGCAGCCUUUCGUCCCUCCCUCCCCCCUCCCUCCCUCCCUUCCCCUCCACGGUGUAUUUCCUAGCAACUCCAGGGCCCAGAGAAACCCAGAGCAGGAAGGUGGCAUGAACUCUGGGUAGUGCUCUCUCUCUCUCUCACUUAUAUAUAUGUAUAAAUAUGUUAUUUCUCCCCAAAAAUGCACUAUAGUAGCUACCUAUCUGUGAUACUGUGAAUGUCGGGUUUUUUAAAAUCAUGUAUUUAUUUCAUUUAUCUUGUGCUUUAUUUAAGCAUUUGGUUUACUGCACUUUGGGGGCACGAGGAGAAUGCGUCCUUCUGCUUGCAUAGUGGGGCGGCGCAGCGUCGCUUUGUCAUCCCGGAAGCCCUGGUCGCUUGGUGGGAGGGAUCCGGUGCCCCACACGCCCCUGAGCAGAGGGAGACAGCCUGGCAGAGAGAUGGAUGGGGGUGCAGAAGGGCUGGGCACUUGGGCUGCCUCUGUCUGCAUUAGCAAGGAAGGAGAAACCCGGCUCUUUCGGCAGAAGCACAGCAGGCUGUGAGCAGGUGCCUCCUGGGAGCUUUUCCCGUACCUCCUGGGCCGGUCCCCUCAUACCCCCGGCACGCAGAUCCUUCUUCCGCUGGUGCAGUUAGCAGAACGGCCCCUCUUGGCUUUGACACAACACAGAGCUGCAGGCUGCUGGGAGGAUUGAACUCCCUGAGGGAAGGGGAGUGAGAGGUGGGGGGGCCUGCCCCACUCCUUCGGGGUCUUGGAGGCCUGUUUUCUGCCCAAAGCAAUUCCGUAGGCUCUUGUGCCGUAGCCCUUGCAGAGUGGCUCUGGUCUGGUCCAGGGACAACACGUGCAGGAAGCGCUGCCCUUGUGUUCCAGGUGCGGGCCGGGUUGGCUUCAUCCCCAGGACGUGGCCGGCAGGAGGAAUCGCGGGUGCCUCCCGGGCUUUCGAUGGGCAGCUCAGAAAGGGGAGAGCUUUGCAAGAGAAACAAGCAGGGCUGCUCGGAGGGUUCGGGCUUCUUCCCUUUUCCAGGCGGCUCAGGUCUAGCGAAACUUCUCAGUCUUGGGGAAGGCAGCUCCGUAUCUGCUGGCCCUAAAAGCAACAGCUGUGGCCCCUGCUGGCCAACUGCUUUCAAGUCUGGGUGAGGGGAGGUUGCGUUGUGUGUGGGAGAGCAGGCAGGUGGCCGCCCUUAUCUUGGCGUGCCUGGUCCCGGCCAAGUUCUCAGUCAGCCUCUUAAGAUGAUGGACCCAAUCACAUCCUGGAGCUCCCGCAGCUCAUGCCAGUGCAAAAGCGUGUGCAUGGAUCAUUCUAUCCCCUCUUUUCUGACGGGACACGUGGGAGUCCUUCGCAUGUGUGGUGGGAGGGACACGAUCUUCUCUAAAUAGCAGCUCUUCCAAAGCAAAGGCCUCAUCAGAGCAGUAUUCAGAAGAAGCCAGAAAAUCACUGCAGAUGGCCAGGUCCCAAAAUCUACACCCCCCUCCCCACCAGAAACAAGCGCUUCUGAAUCACUCAUCCUCAUGGCUUGAAAUUUGAUGCUUGACUCCUGCAAACCGGCUGCUCUUGCAAACUGGAGGAACUAAGAGGGCCUCUCCACCUCUGUCAUCCCUUUUAGUGCACAGGGAAGUCUCACCACGUGGUGAGAGACCUCGGAUCCUUAUCUUUACAAAGGUCCUUGUACAAAUAACACUCCCUAGUCUGACAGAGCAGAGGUGAAGCUUAAGCGCUUCCUGAGAUUUAAUUUUUAGAACAAUACUUUCUUCUAAGGUGGUGUCUACUUGUCUCUUGCAAACCUUUCCAUCUGAUGAGUGGGGAAUUGUUACUCCAUGCUUAGCUUGAUGGAAAGCAAGGCUCUGCAUGCUUUGGGAUGCUUCAGGUAGGACCAGUGGCUCGUGACGCAGAACCCCAAGGCUGAGUGGGAACCCUCAGAUUGUCUUGCAGGGGCAGCAGCUGCAGAGCCUCCAGGAGGCUUCCCUGAAGCGACACAUCUCUUGCACCACUGCCAGAAAGACACAAAGGUGAAAACGCCCUUUUAGGAAUCAGCAUGACUUCUCUCUGCGCCCCACUAGCCCCUGCGAGGCCUCAGAAGUGCCUCCUGAGCCGCCCAGUUUGUGCCAGAUUCUUUUCCACAAGCGCAAAUCCAUAGAGCAUAGUUUUCCACUUGGAUAGCUUGAGUGGCAAGGUGCCCGGGCUUGGCACUUCCCUUGAUGUGGGGUGGAAGUUUUUCAGUUUAGGGUUUCUGUUUUUCUUGAGACCUCCAAGGUUCAGCUUCUUCGUUGGAUGGGUUCAUCGCCAUCUUUUCUGACCACUCCGGAUACAGCGCCUGCUUUCCUCCAGGCAUCUUUUUAUGCCCUUCCUUCACAGCAGUGCCGGGGCAAGAUGAGAUUUAAGGAGCAUCCUUGAUCCUUUCCUUCGGUGCUUUUGUGAGCUGCUGCUCCAAGCAAAACUGGGCAGUCUAUCACCUUGAGACAUUGGGGGGAAUCCAGAAAAGAGGCCAGAAGAGCAAUUUUUCCAAGGCCAACUGACAGCUGGAGAUAGCAUGUUGCCCAGGGCCAUCUCGAACCUCUCCUUGCCUAGGCAAGCCCUUUGCUGCCAGGAAAAAGGGGGGCGAAUUGGAGGCUCUCUGCACAUGCUCUGGCUAGCUGAGAUCGCAUGCUGUGCCUGGCCUAGGACAAGCAGCCCAGUUCUGCUUUGCGAUGAAGGCACGAGCCUAGCAGGGUGUCUGAUCCAUCCAGCACCCACAGCUUGGUUGGCUUCUAGAUGGCAGUAUUUCCCGAAUUCCCAUUGUCUCCUUCAGGCCCUGGGACAUGUGGCAGUUAGAAACGCAGCUCUGUGUGUUCAUGUGGUAGCCGGUCGGGUCCCGGGCCCGUGGGCACCCCUCACGGUGGCCGCCAUCAGCUCCAGUUCCUUCCGCUCCCCCUCAUAGAAACGGCGGUCUGAUUUUCUAAGCUUCCUCUUUAGGCUGGGACUGCAGGUGGGGGCGAUGGAAGUCGCAGUCCCGUAUCUCCAUCUGGAGGGCAGCGUUGCUGCUUUCUUUCCUUCUUCCUGGGCACAAGAUGAAGAAUCUGCUCCACUCUCAUCAGCAAGCCUUUCGGGGCCUGUGCACCCCACCUGUGUCGUUAUCCCCUGACCCCUUCUCCUUGUGGCCAUCGGCCCCCUUCCGGCUGUGGUGCAGAGCGACCCCCAGUGCUCUCUCUCCUUCCUUCCCUGAAAGGGAUUGCCCCACGGGCUUCGGUACUGUGGCGGCUGCACAGGACUCGGUUUCCCCGGCGGACUUUCCCAGCCCAGUCUUCCUCAGCCAGGCUGGCCUGCUGGUCUCCUCAGCUUGGCUACGCCCGGCGGAGCGCUCCUGGUCUUCCUCAGGCCCCUUGGACUCCCUUGGUUGGGGCACACCUUCCCUUCCCCGCCCCAGAACCAUGCCGACCUCAAGGACCCCCAACUCCCCUCCCACGUUCAACAGGGAGACAGCUCAGCCCGCAAGCCGGCAGGAGCAAGGCCUGAUGCAACAAUUUUAGAUGUCUACCUUAGACCCAAGUGUGUGUAUAUACAUGAUAUCUCUAUUUUUCUGAUUUUGUUUGGGGGUUUUUGUUUUUGUGAAACGGUCUCCUCUCUCCCUCUGUCUCUCUUUUUUACGUCUGUGCUCUGUUACAUGCUUUGUACAAAGAAUGUACCGGAUCUGGGGAUGAAACCGUGGCUGCAGGGAGAAACUCCAGAGUGGAUUCGUUAAUUCUCAUGUGUCUUUUUUUAUGGCUUCAUUGAGUCACAAAUGGCUUUUUGUCCCAGAGAUCUGCUUUGUCCCUCUCCGGUGUCAAUCAGUGGGUAUGAUAAAGCUGUGUGACCCCAGCGUAGCCUUUGAUGUAAAACGAGAGGCCAGUCCUCUCCAAUGUAUACCCGAAGGCAUUCGAUCAAAAUGCUUCCUCCCUUCUGCGCGUGAUUCUGCAUCUGCCACCACCCCGUAACUUAUCCUAUGAGCCAUGUGACCCUUUGUUCGUCUAAACUUUGCCAGGGGUGGCAGCUGGUCCUCUCUGGGUGCUCUCGGCAAGUGGGAGUUGGAUCCUUUGGCUUGUCCACUCCUUGGUCUAAAGUCUCCCGACAGCUUCUCGGUCUUUAGGGUAGAGACCUCGACUCUCUUCGUCCUGUGGAGUUGCAUGUAUGUCCUUCCUUUUCAAUUGCUGUUCUUCAGUCUUCAAAAAGCUCCACCGCAUAUGCUCGGUCCCAGAGGACCUUCCCUCCGUUAGCUGCCGACUGUUUCCUCUCCGCGGCAUUUCCUCUCCGCCUCCGCCAGUCUCUUUCCCGGGCCCUUUGGUGAACAUGUGGCACAUUAGGAGCCCCAAGAUCAGCCAGGCCGCUCCUCCUUCUGGGAGGGGAUCCCCCAUACUGCCUCCAUCCUGCUUCCAGAGCCGUCUGUUAAUGGAUGGGGCAGUUUCUGGGUGCAGUUCCGUUUCCGAUUUAAGCUCCACCAGGUGUAACCAAGCCUCAUGCCAUUGUUUUUACUGUGUAAUUUAUUAAACCGUUUAUUUAUGAGGAUUUCAGUGUUUCAUUGUUCUCUUGCCUGAUCCUAAGAGGACAAUCCCUUAAGCUUGAGAUUCUUCCCUUCCCUCCACCCUCCCCAUCCAUCAUUUUCUCGUUUGGAAAGGGGGACUGGACUCGUGUGACUUCUGUAUUCAAAUCUAGGACCAGGCAAGAAAAAGCAUUCUCAUUGCAAUGUCCCUCUUUUUGGCAUCCUUUAUUUUUGGAACUAUCUAAUAAAAUAGGCAGGUGGAAA
Messenger RNA from Varanus komodoensis (Komodo dragon), 7096 nucleotides. It is a transcript of the gene PIP5K1C, whose product is annotated as phosphatidylinositol-4-phosphate 5-kinase type 1 gamma. The record is from RefSeq and is a predicted model, not a curated record. Gene Ontology annotation, molecular function: phosphatidylinositol kinase activity. The transcript has 20 exons. Gene Ontology annotation, biological process: phosphatidylinositol metabolic process. Lineage: Eukaryota; Metazoa; Chordata; Lepidosauria; Squamata; Varanidae. Bases 14 to 2218 code for a protein of 734 amino acids.